ACUCAACCCCGCAACAUGGAUAAUAAUCUCUCGACCAGUGAGAGCAGAAUGCUUUGGUGGAGCUUGUUUAUGUGGAGUGCUGGUUUAGGGUUCCGCCCACCGACUUCUCUGAUCGCAGGGCAACAGGCAGAGUGUAAAAUGGCGCACAGCUGUCGGUGGCGGUUCCCCGCUCGGCCCGGAGGGAGCAGCAACUCCGGUACCGGGAGGAGAGCGGGCCGGGUGAGGGUCACUGCAUCCCUCAGGAGUGCCUCGGAGACCCACCAGCCGACCACUGGGCUCGGACCCGGGUUUGAUGCAGCGCUCCAGGUCUCCUCUGUGAUCGGUACCAACCUGCAGACAUUUCGGGAUGUUUUGGGAGAAUCGAGUGACACGAGCAGCGGGGAGGAAGAACCGUUUUGUGGAUUUGGAACAGUCCCUGAGCACACAAGAAUACAGAGCCCUACAGGCACCUCAACAGGUGCGCUCCCGCAGGAGAAGAAGCCCAGAGGUCGCCCCCCACGGUCCCUGACUGCCCAGAAAGCCACAGCAUCUUUGAGCUCCCCCUCGUCCCCCAGCUCCCCGGCGCCGGGGAAGCCGGACCGGGCCCCCGAGCGGUCAGCUGACCGGGUCAAACGGCUCCCCGGGAGGCCCCCGGGAUCCGGGUCGGGGGAGAAGAGGAGAGGCCGCCCCCCGUCCUCCAACAGCCAGAGGGCCUGGCACGCCGGCGGCCAUGCGGCGGCGGGGGAGGACGGCGGGCCGGCGCCGGCCGCGGAGACGCAGGAGGAGAAGGACAGGAAGUCGUCGGCCCGACGAGCGCUGUUGGGCGGCGCCCAUCCGCGGGACCCUGAGACCAAGCUGCCCCCCAAAGUGGCCCGCGGCGAAUCCAAAGUCACCAAGCUCAAGCGGCUGAGGGAAGUGAAGCUGAGCCCGCUCAAGUCGCGCCUCAAAGCGCUACCGGGCGUUCCCCGGCGCCGCCGCGGCCGCCCGCCCUCCGCCGAGCGGCUCAAGGCGGAGGCGGAGGCGGCCCGGCUCUCGGGCGGCGUGCCUCACCCCGGGGCCUUCCACGGCGGCCCGGACCAGCAGGCGGAGGGCUACCCCGAGCACAGAGACUCCUCCCCGCCGCCCUCCAAGCUGGGCAGACCCCUGGGGCUCAGACAAAGCCCCCGGCACGUCAAGCCAGUCAGGAUGGCGUCGUCCAAGCGCACCGACGCCACCAUCGCCAAACAGCUGCUGCAGCGGGCCAAGAAAGGGGCGCAGAAGAAGAAGCUCCUGGAGAAGGAGGCCGUGGCCAUCGGGGGCCCGGGUGCCGGCGCGACGGACGCCGGCAUCAGGAGGCGGAGGAGGACCCAGCUCAAGAACAUCAGGCAGUUCAUCAUGCCCGUGGUGAGCACGGUCUCACUGCGCAUCAUCAAAACCCCAAAGCGCUUCAUCGAAGACGAGGGCAGCUUCGGGACCCCUCCGCACCACAUGAAGAUGGCGCGGCUAGAGACGCCCCCUACGUCCGUCUCCACGCCCCCCCAGCUCACCUCCGCCUCUUCCUCGUCCCCCUCUCCUGUCCUGGUGUCCUCUACAGCCGCCGCCGCCGCCGCUGCUUCUGGUACCGGGCCCGCCGCCCCGGCGGACUCCCUGCCUCCCCCCCCUCCCCCGGCCCCAGACCCCGGCAUCGCGUCCCCCGCCGGCGGCCUGCUCAACAACAGCGCCAACAGCACAGCCAACGGACGCUUCAGCAGCAGCGCGGCCUCCUGCGGUUCCAGUGCCCUGUCGCAGCACUCCUCCCAGCUCUCCUCCGCCGAGUCUUCCAGAUCGAGCAGCCCUAGCCUGGACGACUCCUCCUGCGACUCCCAGGCUUCGGAAGCCACGCAGGCCCCGUCGGAGACGGAUGAGCCCUUCCCAUCCUCCCAGGGCGAGAUGGAGGACAGUUUGCUGCACAGCUCAAGGCCGUCCUCCCCCUCUUCGGAGCGGGAACACGUGGUCGUUGAGCGGGACCGGGGCGUCCGCAGGGCUCAGGGAGUGAGCCGGCCAGGUCUGGGUCCGAGGGGGAGAGGGACGCUGACGACCGGGGCCAAGAAGCCCAUUAUAAGCCCAGCGACGGGGGUGUUGAUGUCCUCCUCCGCCCUCGGUGGCCCUCAGCAAGCGUCCUCCACGGCCUCCUCCUCUUCCUCUCCUCCACCCCCUCCCCUUCUCAUCCCCCCGCAGCCCCCCCAGUCGGCCUCCUCCGCCGCCUCGGCCAUCAGCGACCACCACGCCCAGUCCCCCUGGGUGAUGCCUCACCCCGUCACCCCCUUCCUGCCCGGGCCCUCUGUGCUCUCCAGGUCGCAGGACAAACGCAUCUGCUCCAUCCUGAGGCAGCCCACCUUCCGUUGGACGUCGCAGCCCCGCAACGAGCAGCAGUGCUUCUCCUCCGCCAAGUACGCCAAGGAGGGCCUCAUCCGCAAGCCCGUGUUCGACAACUUUCGCCCGGCACCCCUCACGGCGCAAGACGUGGGGCUGAUGCCCCAAGGGGGGGGCGGGGGAGCCGCCCAGGUGCAGUUCCAGGCGCCGAGCGGCGGCGCCCCGGCGGGAACCCGUCUGUUCACCCCCUUGCACCACCCCGCGUCGCACCAGCACCCGUCCUCGUCCCGCUUCGAAGCCCCGCUCCAGAAGCGCAGCCCGCUGCUGCGCGCCCCGCGCUUCACCCCGAGCGAGGCCCACUCGCGCAUCUUCGAGUCGGUCACGCUGCAGCCCUCCUCCGGGAGCAGCCCCGGCUCCCUCUCCCCUCACCAGUCUUCUCAUAGCUCCGGAAGAGCCUUACGACGCAAGAGGAGGCGGGCCUUGGGCAUGCUCCACGCCCACGCCCGGUCUCCCUCCCAUUCCAUGACCAGGCGCAGCAGCCACAUGGGCCAUGUCCCGCGGGGGAAGGGCUCCUCUGAGCGCUCCGCGUUGUCAUGCUCGGUCCCCAGCAGUAACCCCGGCUCGUUGCCGGGGGCGUCGGCCGGUCCACUAGCCACUAGUGCCUUAACUCCUGCUUUCAGCCCCUUCACCGCUCCGCCUCUGGCCAUCGCCGCACAGGGGGCCAGAGAUGGCAGAAGAGGAGUCACGGAGCAACCGGUCUCUUCGUCCUCCACGUCCUCCUCCGGCACUUCCCAACUCUUCCCCCUCUUCCCCUCCAGUGGCCAGGAGACGGGCCGGGGGGCCGGGAAGGGAGAGAGACGCGAGAGAAGCCUGCCGCCCUCUCAGGAAUCCGCUCCGAAGGAGAAGGAUUUGGACAGGAGCAGAGAAAGGGAGAAGGAGAACAAGAGGGAGGGGAAACGGGAUUGGGGGGAGAAGAAGGGCGGGAAGGUUCCCACCCCCGACGCGUCCCCGAAUGUAGCUUCCAGCCUCUUCAUCGUCGAUGGGAGGGAGACCGACGACGGGGCGUCCCUGGCGCCUAAGAAGGCCCCCGGGAGGAAGAAGUCCACGCUGUCCGAUGUGGCUCCCGAGCCCGCUCCUUCGGAGAGGCCCAUGCUCCCCUCGGCCGCUCCCAAGGGACGCCUGCAUAAGAAGGGCAGACCUUCAGACAGGGAGGCGGAGCCGGCGGAGGAGGAGAAGGAGAUGGAGAAACCAAGUGCCGUAAGCCAGCCGUCAGCAGGCCUUCCCGGGCAGCCGGGUCGCCCACAGCACCCAGCCCCCUCAUUGGUCUCCAUGCUGGCCCAGGCUGAGAAACAACCUGUGACGGACAAGCAGGUGGUGGGCCUGCUAAAGAAGGCCAAGGCCCAGCUCUUCAAGAUAGAGAAGAGCAAGGCGCUCAAGGCUCCGGACCAGCCUAAGAUCCAGAGCCAGGAGAGCGACUCGUCGGAGGCAUCGGUCCGCGGCCCACGCAUCAAGCAUGUCUGUCGUCGGGCCGCCGUGGCCCUGGGUCGCAACCGGGCAGUGUUCCCUGACGACAUGCCCACACUCAGUGCCUUGCCCUGGGAGGAGCGGGAGAAGAUCUUGUCUUCCAUGGGGAACGAUGACAAGUCAUCGGUGGCGGGCUCUGAGGAGGCGGAGCCUCAAUCCCCUCCCCUGAAGCCCAGGGAGACACGGGUGAAGACCCCCCAGGAUGCCCCUCCGAAGAAGGGGCGGAGGUCGCGGCGCUGUGGCCAGUGCUCGGGCUGUCAGGUUCCGGAGGACUGUGGGGUCUGCACCAACUGUCUGGACAAGCCUAAGUUCGGAGGUCGAAACAUUAAAAAGCAAUGCUGCAAGGUGCGGAAAUGUCAGAACUUGCAGUGGAUGCCCUCGAAAAUGUUCAUCCAGAAGCAGGGAAAGAGCAAGAAGGACAAGAAGAAGAACAGGCUGUCGGAGAAGAAGGAAGGCCUUAAUCCCGUCAAGGGCGUGGGCUCGGAGCCCGGGCUCAAGCCUCCACAAGCUGCACACACCAAGGAGGAGCCUCCACGCAGAAAGAGCGAAACUCCUCCCCCGAAGCCAGGCGAGGAGAAGUUGAGACCGCUUCAGUUCUCCCCUGUGGCCACGUCGUCCAGCCCUUCAGAGGAAGCCCCUCCGCCCCCUAGCGCAUCCCAGCCCCAAUCUGUGGCCAUCACCCCCACCCUGUCGCCCGACUCCAAGCAGUCCUCCAAGACCGGCAGUGUCACUAGCCGGAAGGGACACAAACAGCAGCAGUCGCUCUCCUCCUCCUCGUCGUCCUCCUCUUCCUCUUCGACUUCUUCGUCAUCGUCUUCAUCUUCCUCCUCCUCGUCCUCUUCGGCCCGAAACUCUCCCUCCCCGUCGACACAAUCCCAGCAGCAGCAGGAGCUGCAGCAGCCGCCACAGGCCUCAGCCAAUCAGGCGCCUCCAAAGAAAGAUGCCCCGUCCAAAAUUCCGCUGAGUGACUCAAAGAAGCCCCUGCAGCAGCAGCAGCAGCCGUCACAACAGCAGUAUUCAUCUGCUGCAACUACUACAGCCCAUGAGUUGAAACAGCCAAAAAGGUUCACUCCUGUCUCUUUUCCACCACCCUGUAAACAAAGCCCAAAAGACAAGGAGAAGCCGCUGGUCGCUAAACCCCCCAGUAGCAGUACUUUAAACUGGCUGAGCACUCCCUCGACCAGCGGCCAGGCCAAGUCUGUAGCGCCCUUCGACGGAGUGCAUCGCAUCAGAGUGGAUUUCAAGAGGGACCAUGACGUGGAGAAGGUGUGGGAGGCUGGCGGCCUCAGCCUGCUGACUUCUGUGCCUGUCACACCUAGGGUGCUUUGCUUCCUGUGUGCCAGCAGCGGCAAUGUGGAGUUUGUGUUCUGCCAGGUGUGCUGUGAACCCUUCCAUCUCUUUUGCCUGGGGGAGAAAGAGCGUCCCCUGAAGGAGCAGUGGGAGAACUGGUGCUGUCGGCGCUGCCGCUUCUGCCAGGUGUGCGGACGGCAGCCUCACAAGUCCAAGCAGCAGCAGCUGCUGGAGUGCGACGAGUGCCGUAACAGCUAUCACCCCGACUGCCUGGACCCCCGGCACCCCACCAAGCCCACCAAGAAGAAGAGAGUCUGGGUUUGCACCAAGUGUGUGCACUGCAAGAGCUGCGGCGCCACCAAACCAGGGAAGUCCUUCGAUGCCCAGUGGUCGCAUGACUUCUCCAUGUGCCAUGACUGUGCCAAGCUCUUUGCUAAAGGGAACUUCUGUCCACUGUGUGACAAGUGCUACGACGACGACGACUACGACAGCAAGAUGAUGCAGUGCGCCCGCUGCGAGCACUGGGUCCACGCCAAGUGCGAGAACCUCACAGACGAGCUGUACGAGCUGGUGUCCAAGCUGCCGGAGAGCCUGCCGUACACCUGCUCCACCUGCUGCAAGGAGCGCCAGCCGGCGGCGUGGAGGACGGCCCUGGAGGAGGAGCUGCAGGGCAGCGUGCGCCACGUCCUGACCGCGCUGCUCAACUCACGCACGUCCACACACGUGCUGCGCUACAGACAAGCGGCGAAGCCUCCGGAGUUGAACCCGGAGACGGAGGAGAGCCUCCCGUCCCGGCGCUCCCCCGAGGGUCCCGACCCCCCGGUCCUGACCGAGGCGACACCCUCCGUCCCCAGCGACUCCCCUCCGGACCUGGAGUCUGUGGAGAGGAAACUGGACCAGGGCCGCUACAAGUCAGUGCUGGAGUUCAGCGAUGACAUUGUGAGAGUCCUCCAGGCAGCUAUGAACAGUGAUGGCGGACAGCCAGAGAGCCGCAAGGCCAACAGUAUGGUCAAGUCCUUCUUCAUCCAGCAAAUGGAACGAGUCUUCCCAUGGUUUAAAGUCAAGGAGUCCAGCUUCUGGGAAGCACAGAAAGUCUCUGCCAACGGAGGCCUCCUCCCCAACGCUGUGCUGCCUCCGUCCCUGGACCAUAACUACGCCCAGUGGCAGGAGCGAGAGGGCCUCUCCCUCUUCGAGCACCCUCUCCUCAGCAAGAAGAUCAUUCCAGCCCCUCGCCCCAGGACCCCCGGAGAGCCGGACUCCCCCACGUCCACCGCACCACUGCCCCUAUCCCUACCCCCGCCACCUCCGCUUCUCCCCGACCGCGACGAGGGCCCGGAGCGCCCACCCCCCCUGGGCGUCAGCGAUAACCGCCUGUGCAUUCUGUGUCUCAAGUACGGGGACGAAAACACCAAUGAGGGGGGCAGGCUGCUGUACAUCGGGCAGAACGAGUGGACACACGUCAACUGCGCCCUGUGGUCCGCCGAGGUCUUUGAGGACGACGACGGCUCCCUGAAGAACGUCCACAUGGCCGUCCUCCGAGGGAAACACCUGCGCUGUGAGAAGUGUCAGCGGCCAGGAGCCACGGUGGGCUGCUGCCUGACCUCGUGCUCCAGCUAUUACCACUUCAUGUGUGCACGUCAGUGUCACUGUGUCUUCCUGGAGGACAAGAAGGUCUACUGCCCCAGGCACAGGGACCUCAUCAAGGGCGAGGUGGUCUCAGGUUUUGAGGUGACACGCAGGAUCCUUGUGGACUUGGAGGGGAUUAGUCUGAGGAGGAAGUGGCUGGCAGGCCUGGAGCCUGAGAAUGUCCACAUGAUGAUCGGCUCCAUGACCAUCGAGUGCCUGGGGAUACUUACUGAAUUCUCAGACUGCAAGCGCAAGCUCUUCCCCAUUGAGUACCAGUGUUCGAGAGUGUAUUGGAGCACUCUGGAUGCUCGGAAGCGUUGCGUGUAUACCUGUAGGAUCCUCGUAUGUCGCCCCCCGGUGGCAGAGUCUGCGUUCAGAAGCAUGAUGGCUCCUGAGGACAACCGCACUAUAGCUCACAGCCCACCUUCAUCCUCAGACUUUCCAGAUCCAUUUGACUCGCCAAGGCGCUCAGAGGCCCUUUCCCCAACGAACACUCCCAAACUCAGAGUUUAUACCAGGAACAGACACCCCAGCUACCCCCCUUGCCAGCGUUCACCAUGCCCCAAACCCAUGUCCAGUCCAGAUUCUGCUCGGUGCCAAAGCAGAGAGCCCCUACCGAGCUCUGGCGUGCAAAACAUGGGCUCGCGGAGACACAGCACCCCUUCCCUCUCUCCUCCCGCCAACAGACAGAGAGGGGUGACCUCCCCUCCACCACCCCCGUCACGACCCCUCACCUCACCCCCUCCACUCAUACCCUCACCUGCCAGAGACCCAGAGAAGAUCAGAAGCUCCGGUAAGGAUUCCACCUUGAGGGAAGGGGAGAGGACUCGAAUGUACUCCACAGAACGAACCAGACCACCGCCACCACCACCACCAACACCACAAUCACAAUCAUCUUCAAGAGAUCCAGGCGCCAGGGACAUGGACAAGGUCAGAAGCUCAUGCCGGGAACAGACCUCAAAGGACUCUGACAAGUACAGAAUUCCUAGAGACAUGGGCCAGAAUGAUGCUGAUAAGGGAAGGCUGACCUCCAAAGAGCCAGACAAAGGGAGUCCACUAAACAAAGACACUGGGCUGAAGGAGACGGAGAGGGGACGAGUCCUCGGUAGAGAGCCGAGCCUCAGAGACUCUGAGAAGGGAAGAGGGGCCAGCAAAGAUCCCAGCAGUAAAGACGCAGACGAGGACAAGCCCUUUUCCACAGAUCAAAGCUAUAGGGACACUGAAAGAAACAAGUCAAGCAGAGAUUCAGGGCUCAGGGACCCUGACAAGCAUAAACGAUAUGGCAGGGAUACAGAAAGAGUCAAGGACCCAGGCCAGGAGAAAAGCAGACCUUCCAGUCGAGACUCUGAAAGGGGUAGACCGCCCUCAAGAGAUUCCCCCAACUACAGAGGCACAGAGAGAAGCAAAGUACCGGUGAAAGAUGGAAGAAGCAGCAGUCAGUCUAAAAUUGGAGGAGAAAUUAGGGGCGCCAGGCUGACUCCUGCUGGUACAGGCCAGUCCUCUCCUCCAGUUGGGACCGCUGUUCUCACAGGACAACAAAAGGGUUGUAACCUCAAGACUGCAGACAAGCAGGGCAAACCUGUUGGCACAUUUAUCAGCAACAGCAACCAGCCUCGGGACAAGCUCAUGACGGGGAAGGAAACGGGAGUCGGGACCGGGCCUUCCAUACCGACCCCUCUGUACAAUGAUUCUGCUUUGGGAAAAUCUGGCUCCCCACAGCCAGCCCUGCAGAAGGGUGGGACACGGAAGUCACAAGACUACUCUUCAGGGCCUGCCCCCACUGCAGCGAUGAAACCACUGUGGUCUUCUAGGUCACCGGUGGAGGAGGACAUCAGCCAACGUGGCCCCUCCCACAUCGUGGCCCCAGCUUCCAAAGACAAGAACUCAAAAGGUAGAACGUCGGGGAGCAAAGAGGUGUCCCAGGAUCAUGACCGUGAGAAGGCUCUGCCCAUCGGUAACAACAAAGCCUCACCCCUGAAUCAUAAUUCUAAAACUACCACAAGCACUGUAAACAACACGCCCGCACAAACCCCAAGCUCUUGCAACAGCAGUAGCAGCAAAGCUCCAACCCUGGGAAACAGUGCCAAGGUCCAUGGUAAGGUUGAGGAGGAGAUGGAGGGCCAUGGAGUAGACCGAUCCUCAAAGAGCAGGGAGGGCUUCCCUUCUGAUCGUAAGAACAGUCCCACCGUGGAGAGCCUACAACAGCCACAGGCCAGUUUAUCUGCAGAGAGGGGGGUGAAGACCUUUACCCCAUGUUACUCAAAAACGACAGGCAACCAGCUUUCAUUGUCAUCCAGGGACAAAAAAAGACCACCCAAAGCGCCCCAUUCAACCCCACUCAAGACCGACGUCAACACCGACCCUAACGGAACCAGUGCGAGCAGCACCGCCUCCUGCUGCUCCACCACCAACACCACCUCCACCAUCUCUUCCUCGGGCCCGGCCGCCCGCCACUCCCCCCGCUCGGCCGUCUUCUCCUCUGCGUCCGCCAGCAGCAGCGACGGCUCAGAGUCCGACUCCCAGACCCAGCCGGAGGACGGGGAGCGCCGCAAAGAGCUCGCCGACCUCCGCCACCACCAUCACCUCCACCACCACCGUCACCACGGCCUCCUGCCACACGGCCCCGAGGACGAGGGGGACGGGCCGGAGGACGACGACCCGGAGGGCCGGGGCCUCGACGACAAGCACCACGAGGACGACAGUGACGGCUCGGGCUCGGCCAAGCGCCGCUACCCUCGCCGCAGCGCCCGCGCACGCUCAAACAUGUUCUUCGGCCUCACGCCGUUCUACGGCGUCCGCUCGUACGGCGAGGAGGACCUCCCGUUCUACGGCAGCGCAGACGGGGCGGGGCCGGUGGGCGUGGCCAAGAGGAGGAGCGGGGGCAGCCGGAGGUCCGCCGAGGGACAGGUGGACGGGGCGGACGACAGGAGCACCACCUCCUCCUCGGGGGAGAGCGGGGAUGAAGAGGAGGGUAUGAUGAAGCACCGGGACAAGGACGCGUACUACUACAACUUCACCCGGACCAUCAUAAACCCCAGCGGGGGCUUGCCUUCGAUCGAGGGGCUGGACCGCUGUCUGGGAAGGAGCUCCCAGCUGCAGAGGUUCCUGAAGGAUGAGGAGGAACUGCAGGCACAAGACAACUCCGGAGACGACGCACUGAGUCAAAUAAGCUUGAGCAAGCAGCAAAUCGGUCAGCUGGACGGAGUGGACGACGGCUCAGAGAGCGACGCCAGCGCCUGUCCCACCACCACCGUCACAACCACCACCGCCACAACCACCUCAGCCACUUCCAGCUCGCACAGAAACACUGGCAAAAGAAAGGGCCGCGAGAGGCAUGCUGAGAAACUGGAGUCCCAUGACACAAGCAAGGAGGCGGACAACGGUGGAGCAGCAGCAGCAGCAGGGGGUGGAGGUGGAGGAGGAGGAGGAGGAGGAGGAGUUGGAAGCAACAACAGGGAGGGCAGAAAGAAUCAGAAAGAUAAUAGUCUUCCUCUUGGAGGUGGGGUCAAAUCCCAAAGCCAGGGUCAAGAUCCCCUUGACAACCAGCUUUCCCUUAGCACUGAGCUCCUCAAGUCAGAUUCCGACAACAAUAACAGCGACGACUGUGGCAACAUCCUGCCGUCCGACAUCAUGGAGUUUGUCCUCAACACGCCCUCCAUGUCCAUGCAGGCUUUGGGCCAACAACCCGAGCCCUCCUCCUCAGAGCUCUUGGGCUACGUCGACGUUGACGUAAAUCGGCGCAAGGACAUCCUGUUCGAUGACUUCUCCCAGCCUCUCGCCAGCGGUGACGGUGGCAGCGCCGUUGAGAGCGGUGUGAGCAGCUCAAUAUCUGUAGAAGAGCCCUACGGUCUUCCUCUGGCGUUACCCUCCGACCUCUCUGUCCUGACCACCCGCCCCUCUGUCAGCAGCGGCCAAAACCACACCGCUGGAAGUCUCAUCUCAGAAACCGCCGACCGCACAAUGCUGGGCUUGGCUGCCGACCCAGAAGCCAUUAGUGGGGAGAAGAGUGCUGAGAAGAAGAGAAAGGGGUCCAGUGUGUCGCCAUCGCAGAACCAGCAUGACGGCAAAGCGCUGUCCACGAGGGAUACUCCGCUGGCAGAAGAGCAUGACACUCCUGAACAGUUCAUUCCCAGCCCUGCUCUUGGCCAAGUGGUGGAGUCCCCGGGGACCCAGGACCUAGCUAGAAACUCUGCUACCCCGGGUCUGCCUAGCUCCCCCUCUUUGCCUCAUCAAGGCCAGACAUACAUCACUGCCUCCUCCUCGGCUUCAGCGGGCAGCCCUGGCCCGAUCCACGGCCCAGGCCCUUCCCAGGCUCAGGUGGCCGGUCCAGCGGUCCUUAAACAAGGCCCUGAAAAGCUAAUCUUGGUCAACCAACAGUUCCAGCCGCUAUACGUUCUCCAGACUCUUCCAAAUGGUGUCCCCCAAAAGAUCAGUGCCACGGGAGUGAUGGACACCAGCACCUCCGCAGUAUUGAGCUCAAUGACCCUAACCACUGGGCUUAAUACUGGGCUUUCCUCAGCUUCUACAAUCUUCCCGGCAGGGGGAAAAGUCUUGGGCACCAUGUCCCACCACCCACAGAUCCACACCUUCACAGGAACGCAGACAGGCUUUCAGACUGGCAUCCCCAGCACAACCUCAGGGCUCCUCAUUGGAGUGUCAUCCAAGCCCCACGACCAGUCCCAGAUUCUUGUGUCAGACGCUGGCCGGCCUCGUGAAUUGGGUCCUUUAGUGUCUAGCGCCUCUUCCAUGGCCUCUUCCCCAGCUUUGUUGGCCUCUGCACAUGGCAAGAAGCGACCGAUUUCCCGUCUGCAGCCAAGAAAGACCAAAAAGCUAGCUCGGUCCCGCGGUCAGCCAACUCUGGCACCAUCUGAAGUGGGCACUCCAAACAUGACCCUUAUCAACCUGUCUGGCUCUCAAAUCACUGCUGGCAUUCCUGGUCCGCCCGGAGGACUAGUUGAGUUCACCACCUCCCAACGCAAGGUCCCCAACAUCAUCAAGAGGCCCAAACAAGGCGGGGUUAUGUACUUUGAGCCUAUCCUUCAGCACAGAAUUCCCAUUUCUGCUGGUGGCCAGGCUGGUAUGCGUCAUGACUCCACUCACCUCUUGCCCUGCACAGUCUCUAGUCUUAACUCCAAUCAGUCUGUUUUAAAUGUUGUGUCGGUUGCUCCCAGUGGAGCGACUGGCCUCAUCGCUCCAGGAUCUGUGUCUCUCACGACCCCGGUCCUCGGUGCCACCGAGCUCACCGGGUCGAUCGGCAACCUCCUCUUUAAGGCCGGGCCCCACGGCCUAGGCUUGUCUGAUCAGCCCAUGGUGCUUCAGCCAGCAGGAGGAACCCCCCUGAUGUCCCACAUGGGCUCCACUGUCCAGACCUGCAUUGCCAGUAGCAUCUGUGUCCUGCCCACCCCGCAGACGUUCAGCAUGGCCGUCACACAACCGGGGGAGAAGGACAGCAUUGUCGGUCAGCUGCAGCACCUACACCGUCUACCCCACCACAGAGCCCAGACCAUGGAGACCAGUCAGAACACCGGCCCCCUAGCCUGUGUGACCCGAGCCCCGGGACAAGUCACCACAGUGGGGUCAUCUACGGGCAUGGUCGGGGUGUUCACUCACACCAAGGCUCCCGGACACUCUCCGGGCUCCAGAUCUACUACCUUGGAACAAAUGCAGCGUUCCAACGCUGUUGCAUCGUCCACACUCAACGUCUGUGGAGCGGGGAAAGGCAAGCAGAAGGCCAAGAGAAGCAGGCAGAGCCCCGACAAAUCUAGUGGGAAGAAACCCAAGACCUUGCAGAAGAAGGAGCCGUACAACAACCCUGAAAGACGACCAUCCGCAAACCUGGGAUCCAAAGAGUUUAGUUCAUCUGGGCCUAUGGACACGGCAACACCCACAGACAAGCCACCCAACAAGAGUGUCCCCGAUCCAAAGUCUUCUGAAACAUGUGCCCUGACGGGGAGAGCCGUGGAGAAGGACAAGGCCCCAGGGGGGGGCUCUGGGGCCCCGGGCCCCCCCCUGGUGGCCUCGCUGCCAGAGCAGGAAGGCGAUGCAGAGGACUCUGUCCUAGACAGUAAGCCUAAGAAGGGCAUCAUCUUUGAAAUCCGCAGUGAGGACGGCUUCCACAUCCGCUGUGAGAGUAUCGAAGAGGCUUGGAAAUCCCUGACUGAUAAAGUACAGCAAGCUCGCUCCAACGCCCGACUCAAAGAGCUGUCUUUCGAAGGCGUCAACGGUCUGAGGAUGCUGGGCGUGGUGCACGAGGCGGUGGUCUUCCUGCUGGAGCAGCUCUGCGGCGCCAGACACUGCCGCAGCUACCGCUUCCGCUUCCACAAGCCCGGGGACACCACCGCGCCCCCGGCCAACCCCCACGGGGCAGCGCGCGCAGAGACCCACCACAGGAGGUCUGCAUUCGACGUAUUCAACUUCCUGGCCUCCAAACACCGCCAGCCACCUCGGUACCGGCCACAGGAAGAGGAAGAGGAUCUCACGAUGGCCAGGCGUCUGUCCUUGGAGCUCCCCCUGGCCGUUAGGUUCAACCAGCUUAAAACAACAUCCAAGGAGACCGUUGGGGUUUACAGAUCUCCCAUCCACGGUCGCGGGCUGUUCUGCAAGAGAACCAUUGAGGCCGGAGAGAUGGUGAUUGAGUACUCCGGGAACGUCAUCCGCUCCGUGCUCACAGACAGGCGGGAAAGGUUCUACGAGGGCAAGGGCAUGGGCUGCUACAUGUUCCGCAUCGACGACCACGAGGUGGUGGACGCCACGGUGCACGGCAACGCCGCUCGCUUCAUCAACCACGCCUGUGAGCCCAACUGCCACUCGCGCGUGGUCGCCGUGGACGGCAGGAAGCACAUCGUCAUCCUGGCCUCGCGCCGCGUCCGCCCCGGCGAGGAGCUCACCUACGACUACAAGUUCCCCGUGGAGGACGCCGGCAGCAAGCUGCCCUGCAACUGCGGCGCCAAGAGGUGUCGCAGGUUCCUCAACUGAUGAUGAUGAUGAUGAUUUGGCGCCCGGCCCGGCUUCAGUAAGGGCCCCGGCUGUUAAGGACCCGAGCAGCAGCACUGGCUCCAGAGAGGAGUGUGCCGCCAGAAGUGGAGGAAGGAGUUUGUUCCUGAUGACUCUUGCCGUUGGUUGAAGGGGCUGUUGGAUAUGAGCAAGACGACAAUGAUUGUGCCUCCUUUAUGAUUAACUUGACAUCAUUGAAAAUCUCAACUUUUCUCUGUAGUGGAAUUUAUAACAAUAGCCCCAUUUCUUUCCUUUGCUAAUUUGGCCAGUUCUUAAUUUCACCAGAAAGGUUGGGCCUCAUCAGAUAGGAUAACCUUACUUUGAACCCCAAUGCUGGAGAGCUUAGAGGUUCCAAUAGAAAGUCAAACAACAAACCGUGAACGGAAAGGAUCGAUUUUACACCAAAGUGCAAUUGUUGAAGGGCCUUAGGGACUUGGAAAGGAAUAUUCAGACUCUGUCUCUGUGUGUGUGUGUGUGUGUGUGUCUGUGUGUGUGUGUGUGUGUGUGUGUGUGUGUGUGUGUGUGUGUGUGUGUGUGUGUGUGUGUGUGUGUGUGUGUGUGUGUGUGUGUGUGUGUGUGUGUGUGUGUGUGUGUGUGUGUGUGUGUGUGUGUGUGUGUCCUGAAGCCUUCAGAGCUGUGGGGAUGUGUCACCAAUCCCAUACCCACCCAGACUCUGGUCUGGAGGAAAAGUCUGUAAAUAGCAGGAUGCCCAGGAGCAUGUCUUGGGAAGCCUGCAUGUACAGGUUGCAAUAGCAGAGGGGCAAUGGUCAUAGGAAGAAACUGAGGUAAAGGAGGCACCUCUGAAGAAAAAAGUGUUAGUUCAGUUUCUUUGUUUUUGUUUUGUUUGCUUAAGAAUAACUUACCAGUGUAUUUCAGCCAGAGUUUGUUAGUCGUACUAGGACUAGGUAGCUAGGUAGAGCUGGUCUUAAUGUUUGGAAGCUUCUGGCCUUGAGGAAGCUAGGCAGCUGGAGAUACUGGUGGACUGACUGCCAAGGGACUAGGGAACCUUAGAGUUGUGCUCAAAGGGGUCCCGUUAUGGGUCUAGUCGGUCUCCCCGCUGGGGCCGUCGCCAGGUAUUGUUAGACGUAGUACUGCAGGUUCAAGUGUGCUGUCGCUAUUAAGCUCAAGUCUUUGGAAGUUAAGGUUAUUUUGGAUUUCUAAUGACGUUCCAAAUUACAGCAGCAGAGAGAAACCAAACAUCAGCCCCUUGAAUUGAAUUCCCAUCGAGGUAUUUUUCCCUUCUUUUUAGCCAAUUGUUAUAAACUUUAAAAACUUUUUUUAUUUGUAUGGUAUUAAGUCUUUUAAAUUUCUUGUUUGUUAUCUGUCUUUCUUAAUUAUGGACAGGGAAAUAUCAUGCUUGCUUUUAAAAAGAAAUGUAAAUAAUGUAUAUUUUUCUACAGAAAAAGACUAAAAAAGCACUCACUAGUGAAUAGCACUUAAUGAUGGUAUUUAUAUUUUUUAAGAGAUUGUAUUUAUUUUAUUGCCAUUUUUGUAGGAAAUAGAGGUUUACAAACACUAAUGCUUGGUCUCUACGUUUUGUAUUCUGCUGCCUUUUCGAAGUUGUGUUCUUGUUUUCUUUUUCUUUCCCAAAUUGAUUUUAAUUAUUUUGAUUGUUUAAGUUGUAGCCUGAAUGUUGUCUUUAAUUCCAAAGACUGCCGUUGGUCUGUGGCUUGGUUCCGUUGAGUGCAGUCCACCAGUAGCUCUCUAUCCAAGGCCAUUUCGGUCGGGGCUGUGUUUUAUUCUUUUCUAUUCUAAUUCUCUAUGUUCCAAUUGUAGAGGGCAGUUCUGUUAAUAUGCACUCGAGAGGGAGACUUUAAAUUAUUGGUCCGUAUUAAAUAGGUGAAUAUCUCCUCUCUCCCGCCUUAAUGUCAACACCCAGCGUUACGCUCUGACAACAAGACCAACCUAAAAACAAUAAUGCUUUUCCCUGGCUGGAUAGGCUACACUGGUCAGAUCCACAUCUGUUCACAACUCAACGGUUUCCUAUAGAUUGUGGUCCCGUCUGCAGGCCCAGUUUAUAAUGAAGAGGUGCCUUCAUGUUAUUGAUGCAACGCAAAUAAAGAAAAGCAUAAGUCAUAUCUCCAGCCAAUUCAAACCACUUUGCACAGUGCAUGUACAAGUGAAAUCAGUAAUUUGUGUUUUGCCUUAGUUGUUUAAAGGGUAUUUUUUUUUUUUCUUCAUGUUUCGCUGGAUAAACUAAACCUAUUGUUACUCGGCUGCUGAUUUAUUUUUAUUUUGCUAUCCUGGAGCCAACAUGCCAACGCGGCCAGUGAUUGUUCCCCGUUGGAUUUGCAUAUUUACCUGGUUGACCGCAGACCAUUACUGGAGUUCAGCCAGCCCCCUCCCUCCUGAGCGUCCCCUCAUAGAAACAUUACGGACAGAACAGUUACACUUGCAGCAGAAGCGGAGCGUUUCACGUAGAAAGUCAAAACUAUAACGGUCAUUUCUGAGGGCUCCACCUCUGCACGUUUGUUAUGAUCGAGGCACUGAAUUACACAUAGGACGAUACUUCUCAUCCCUCCCGCUUAAGACCAAGCUGUUUUUUUUCAACCCCAGCCGUAGGCCCCCCCUAGCAAAGAGGAAAAACUUAAUGUGGGAUAGGUCUUGACGGGGCCUGUGAACGUGGCAUUCAGGCCCCUAGCGAAGUGCACUUGACUCCCACUCCCCACCCAGCUAAGGCAGGGGCCGCGGUGUACGUCUAGCAGCCGUGCAGUGCAUAUCAGUCAGGCUGUGGUCCCCCACCGGCCAGGAGCAGUCAACAUCAACUCUCACCGGGUGGUGUGAAUCAUGUUUCUGCAUCAGCAUUGUGCUUGCUGGGUUCUGCUGCUAAGAUACAACAAAAAAACAAAAACCUGAAUGUAUUAUCCUCCUGAGCAACAUCUGAGUUGUGGCGAUCCCUUCUGUGGGCUCCAUUUGUUCCACGGAGAGAGACGUUGUGUUAUCUGUGAAACAUGGCGGUCUGGGAAGCUAUGACAUGAACCCGUAGCGGGGAGGCGGCGAUGGUUUACGUUUUGUUUGUUUAAUUUAACCACUGGGGAUGUACUGACAUGACAGGUACAUCACGACGGCAUUUCUACCUACUCGUACCAACCGGUUUUUACUGAAUGAGGGAAUAUGGUCAUUCAUACGUGUAUUUGCGGUGAGGGGGUUGCUAAUGCUAAGGGCUCUGUCUGUCCUUGGGUCUCCGCUUCAAACGCUUGACCAGUAAACCAGUAAAUAAUAACUAGCAACUAUAGCAUCUGUUUCCGUGUUCCUUAAUAAGCAGCUAUACAGUAAGUCAACAGCCUCUGUUGCAUCCUUGUCUUCAUUUUACCACGCCACACCAGUGGCUCUUCACCCACAUCAUCUGUAAUUAUACUAUAUAUAACAAUGAUAAUAUACAAAAUCAUGCAUAGUAAUUUCUUGUGCUUUAGUAUCUAUACAAUAUAUGGAAUGGACAGACAAACUUAGUUACAGUAGCAAAUCAUCAGAUUUAUGGUUAUUAGCAAUGUUUCAAUGUACUCUAUAAUGGUUUUUGUGUUACAGUAUACCUGAAUGAGACUAACAGUCGUCAAUCUUGUAUAGUGAUAUCAGUACCAAUUCUCCUGUGUCUGUGAAUGCACCUUCAACAUGAAAAAGGGGCUUUGCGGAUUAAAUUUCUUACUUUGCUUUUUAUUUUUCCGGAAAGGAACAAUAUUUAUGUGAUGAGAAAUGUAACUGUUAAUGUGGUUGUGUACUUCUUGAGGUCAACCAUGUUUGUUUUCUGAUUGUUGUAGUGACAGUUCUUUUUUUUUUUUUUUUGUCUUUUUAUUGUACAUUUUAUUUUUAACAGGGAUUUUGAAACUGCUUACUUGAUGUGUAUAAAUGGAGUCUGGUUAGUGGAGACCGACCAGUAAACGUAUGAAAUCCCAACCAAAAUGUUGCUUCAUUUUGGAAAACCCUUUGUGUCUCCCUUGCUGACUCCUUCCUCUGAAGCUUUGGUUGUACUUAUCAUGUACUAUUUUUAUAUAUAUAUUUUAUAUAUAUAUACAUAUAUAUAUGAUAAUACCAAGAUGAUAAUGUUGGUUAAAAAAAUACACUUACGUUAUUUAUUUUGAGCAACGGUCAACGAGCCAAAAUUGUUAUUUUUGCAAUCGACAUUUUGGAGCAGUUGGGCGAGUACUAAACAUUUGUUUGUAUUUUAACUUGUCAGCCUAGGAGGUAAUUUGGUGUCACACAGGAAGUGAAUAUUGGAUGAUACACAGGCUUGUUUUUAAUGCCUUGAAUAUACCUUUGUCUUAUCAACUUCCUCCUGCUCAUAAUAAUAAUAAUAAUAAUAUGACGGUCUUGUUUAUCAGUGUUCUCUCAAUACUCAUCACAGAAAUGAAGGAAAUUACAACAGUAAAAAAAAAAACUAAAACCACAAAUAGGGUUGAAUGUAAAAUUAGGAAGCAAAGUUGUAAAUACAUGUAAAAAGAAAAGUUUCUAAUCAUGUUUAUUUUCUAUGCACUUUUUUAUUUAAGUGAUAGUUUAAAUAAUAAACAUGUGUCCUUUACUCUUUA
Molecule: messenger RNA, 18263 nt
Organism: Gadus macrocephalus (Pacific cod)
Lineage: Eukaryota; Metazoa; Chordata; Actinopteri; Gadiformes; Gadidae
Gene: kmt2a
Product: lysine (K)-specific methyltransferase 2A
Biological process (GO): positive regulation of DNA-templated transcription
Cellular component (GO): histone methyltransferase complex; nucleus
Molecular function (GO): protein binding; zinc ion binding; DNA binding
Source: RefSeq, a predicted model, not a curated record